This is a messenger RNA of Lodderomyces theae, 3024 nucleotides long. RefSeq lists its product as uncharacterized. The record is from RefSeq and is a predicted model, not a curated record. NCBI's taxonomy places the organism in Eukaryota, Fungi, Ascomycota, Pichiomycetes, Serinales, Debaryomycetaceae. The transcript has a single exon. The coding region runs from base 1 to 3024 and encodes 1007 amino acids.
AUGGAUUUUGAAGAACGUUUGGCUGGAGCAGAAAGAUCCGACUCACCUUCACUAGUUGGUGCGUCAUUAAGAUCUGCUGAUGACUCCCCACACCAGAACUAUAUUCACCCGGAGAAAUACGUUUCAUCAAGAGCCGAAUCGAGAUCCAAAUCGAGAACAAGAUCAAGUAAAUUGAGACUGUCAAUUACCGCAUCUUUAGACGAUUUGAUUAAUGAAGGUGCGUUAUUGGGUUCAGAAGAGGACUUUGAUAAGUUUUUGGAUGGCGACGGUACUGUGAAGAACGAAGCCAAGUACACCAGUAAAUUGGAUAAGGAUAUUGAUGAAGCUGGUGAGGAAGAGGAUACCGAGGAGGAAGGCAAACAUGCUGGUGAUGGUGACAAUGAUGAGGUUCAGCAAAAGAUUGCUAAUGCCAUUAAACAAGAUGAACCAUUGAGGGGUAGACGGGCCAAAGUGGACGAUAAAAAAUUGCAACAUCCAGUUGAGAGUGAGAGUGAGACGGAGACAAAGUCAGCUGGAGCUAAAAAUGUAGCUUCCUCAUUCUACAAGCAGAGUGACUACUCCACCCCUAACUUGUCGGAUUACCAAUUGGACCAAAACAUCACUGACCACAGUGAUUUUGUUAGCCAUGUCCAAUCCCACGAUUUAGACAAGUUGCCUCGCUCCAAGCUGUCUUUUGCAAGCGAGAAAGAAUCCGAGUCGUUGAGACCUAAGAUCCACACUACGUUGUCGUCUGCACAACAGCAAAGAUUGGAAAGCAGCUUGCAUCCUUUUCAUACUGAUAGACCAAGAUCAAGAUCUAGAUCAGCCAAUCCAACAACACGUAUUGCUGCUCGUUCGUCAUCUUCUUCUUCCUCUUCACGCCAUUUAGCUAGAGGAGAUUCGUACAGAAACGUUCAUGGGGACGAGCCAUCAAAAUACGAGUUGCCUCCUUCUUUUUCAAGUGACGAUUUGAAGGAGUCAGAAGAAGAAGAAGGUAGAGGAAGAGCUGCCAGACCCACUUUAGGAGAUACUAUUGCUGCCGCUGAGGCCAGAAAAGCUCGAUCAGAGACUGCGCUGUUUGUGCCUGAGUAUGAAUCCAAUCCAAUCAGUAGAGAGCCAUCGUUGGUGACAACUGGUGAUUACACCAACUUUGAUGUCGACAACCCGCCACGCUCUCCAGCAAAGUAUAAACCAAAUGCAAGAUUUAUCAGAUCCAGCUCAAGUCACCCAAUGGAUGAAAAGAAUGAUUCCAACGUGGAUGGAUUGGUGGAAGAAGGCGCGUUGGUGACUGAUGAUCCAUAUGCUUCAAUAGAUCAAUUGGAUAAUUUGAUGGAGGAGGUGUUACGAGGGAAUAGUGCCUCAUCGGAGCUGAAGAAUGAGACAGAAAAAGGAAACUCAGUGAAGGCCAAGAGCUCAGUCGCAAAGGGCGAGGAUGACACUAAGGUGAAGGAGUCUUUAAAAGCACAAAAAGAGAAUGAAGACGUGCCUUCAGAUACCGCAGAGGAUGUGAAAAAUGAUGCUGGUGAUAAAAAUAAAGACCCCGUUCUGAGAACUGAAGAGGAUGCGAGUUCAAGCACAGAGUUGAAGGAAGAUAAGGAGAAGGAAGAUAAGGAGAAGGAGAAGGAAAAAUCUGAAUUUCAUAAAGCUGAAGACUCAAAGGAAGCUAACGGGAAGGAAACAACUACUUCAUCAGGUAAGGAUUUGGAAAAGAGCGCCAAAGGUUCAACCCACGAGGAGUUGAUUGAUGAAGAUGCAAAACGCGCUGAAAUAGAGGGAAAUGAGAAAGAUGACGCUGAUACAACUGCAUUAAAAGAAGAAGGUGCAUUGACCAGUAACGACCCUUUUGAACGUAUUGAGGAGAGUGAAUUAAGAGAGGGUACAACCAACGAUGAGUCAACAAAGGAGAAGUCCCGUGAAUCCGAGGAGACGAGUGGGAAUCAGUCUUCACAUUUAGAGACAAGUAGGAAAAAACCGGAGGACAACUUGAUUCAAGGAUCUCUCAACACUGAUGGACCCGCUGAUUUGGAAAAGCUCGAGGAGGAAGAAGCAGAAGGUCGCAAGGAGAAUGAACUUGAGAAAGAGGAAGAGAAAGAAGGAAAGAUACCUAAGGAUGAGGAAGCUGAAUUGGAAUCUGCAGAGAAGAAUAAACCCAACUUGAUCGUUGGCGGUGAUGAUGAAAUCGAUUCCGUUGCUAAAGAGGACUCUAGAGAAGCUGAUGGAAAGGAGAGUGCCAAAGAGAAGGCUAUUUCUGAUGCGGCUCCUGAUUCAGAGACACUGGUUUUUAAGGAAGCCGAGGAGUCCAAGCUGGCUAAAGUACGCCAAUCUGAACCAGAGGAGACCGAUGGCACCUCCAAAACUGAGGGCUUGCACAAGGAUUCAUCAGACAAGUUGCUAGAAGGAACCCUCAAUGCAGACGGUCCUGAGGAGUUGAAAGAGGACGAAGAAGAAGAGGGCGUUGUAAAGAGUCCCGAUGAAUCGGGGGCAAAGAAUGAGACAAAAGAUGGCAAAGAAGAUGAGAUUGAACCUGAAUCAAAUAAGGUUGACGGAGUUGACGAGAAAUCUGACUCAAGCAAAGAAAGCAAAGAAAACAAAGCUUCCGAGCAGGCUGGUGUCACCAAGGAUAUUGAAGCUCCAGCAGCGAAGGAUGAAUCAGGUACAAACACCUCCGCAAAGGAAUCAACCUCAACUACACCAGUCCAAACAGACUCAACCACUGAUGGAUUUGAUGAUUUAGAGGACAUCUCCCCCGCAGAAAUCCGCAAACAUCUCGAAUCUCAACCAAUCUACAUUUUCACAUCUUUAGCCGGGGGAGCUCAAAUCAUCCCUCGAACCAAUAGAUUAGCAACUAUCUUGCAAGCCAACGGAAUCAAAUUUGAGUAUAGAGAUUUGGGUACUGAUGAAGAAGCGAAAAAGAUUUGGCGCAGACAAGCUAAUGGCAAGACUUUACCUGGUGUUGUUAGAGGUGAUGAUUAUGUUGGAAAUUGGCAAGAGGUUGACGAGGCUAAUGAAGAGUAUCAAGUGAAGGAUUUAUUGUAUAGUUUUUAG